Aphidius gifuensis is the source of this 865-nucleotide messenger RNA. Its product is annotated as HIG1 domain family member 1A, mitochondrial-like. Gene Ontology annotation, cellular component: mitochondrion. Gene Ontology annotation, biological process: mitochondrial respirasome assembly. The record is from RefSeq and is a predicted model, not a curated record. Bases 308 to 595 code for a protein of 95 amino acids. The transcript has 3 exons. Lineage: Eukaryota; Metazoa; Arthropoda; Insecta; Hymenoptera; Braconidae.
UAUAUAAUUUGCAAUAAAAAAAAAAUAAUAAUAAUAGAAGAGAAUUUUAACACACGUGCAUUGACGUACAUUGUAUUACUGAUCAGUCAUUGCUCAUGACCUGACAGUACAAAUUACUAAGCCCUUGUUUUAUUUAUUUAUUUUUUUUUUUGAAAAAAAGAACUGUAAUAAUUCAAGUGUCUUGUGAAUUGUGAUCAUUGUCAUCUUGAAUAAUUGUUAUAGGUAUAUUUAAAAAAAAUUGUUUAAUUAAUCUGCUAUUGACAAAUCAUAUUAGCCGAGUGUGAAAGAACAAUUUCCAGCAUUAACAAUGAAUAAAAGAAGAGAUGAUAUUGAGUUUCUUGAUGAGUCUGGAUCCAGUGCUGCACUACGUAGAAUAAAAAAUAAUCCUUUCUUAGCUAUUGGUAUGACUGGAUUUUUGGUAACAGCAGCAGUUGGUGCAUAUAAAUACAAAAGUCGACCAAAGGGAAUGUCAACAGGUUUAUUUCUUGUUCAACUUCGUGUUGCUGCACAAACAGCUGUUAUUGGUACCCUAACUGUUGGAAUGGCAUGGGGGAUGUUUCAAGAAUAUGUUUUAAAAAAGAAACCAGAAACAUAAAAUUAAAUAUCAUCAUUAGGAAUCAAAAUAAUUAACCAGUAAUAAAUAUUAAAUCAAAAAAUAAUUUAUUAAAAGGAAAUUAAUAUUUUGGUAAGACUGACUAGACUCGAUGGCUGGUCUAAUCGAGAUAUUAUUUUUUUCUUUUUUUUUUUUGCAGUAUUAAUAUUGCAAAGAAAGCAAUAAUGAACAGUUGAGAAAAUGAUAUUGUAAUAGUAAAUUAUUUUGAGAAAUUAAACAAUGUAAUGAAUGAUAAAAAUUAUUUUAUUAAAC